UCUGUCAGUCAGUCGUAAUCAUCGUUUUUAUUCGCGAGUAUUCUAAUGCGCUUUGUUUUCCGGAAACGUGUGUGAUAGUUUUAUUCGAUUUUCCUCCUACCAUACCACAAAGAAGAGAAAUAUUCUCACCGAGUAGACUUUCCCGGAGCGAUUCCACUCCCGAGAAGGCGCGUGUCCCGCAUCGAUACCGUUAUGACCAGCUAGUAGUUCCGAUCCCGAAAUUUCUGCUAUCGCCCUCUCUCUCUCUCUCUACCUCUGUCGAAUAUCUUGUGGCUGAAGACGGAAAACGCUAUGGAAAAUCUCAACUUCCCACCGGUGGAGUUCUGCCGUCCCGACGGCACUGAAACCAACGGAAUCGUCCUCCAGGAGUUUGCGAUAGUGCUUCGGAACAUCCACCACUUUGAGCAGAUUCCCACGGGUAAGUGGCUAUCGUUGCUGCAGGAAAAGUCCCUCAUCCGGCAGAAGCAGAACCGAAGGGAGGCGGAUCGGUUGCACAACCUGGCGGCCCAGCUGGCCGAGAAUGAUGAGUUGGACAAGGCGAUGAUUCACAUUACGCAGGCACUGUACCGCUGCCCGGCGGAUGAUACCCUGGCGAAGGCGAUCCUGUGUCAGAAGGGGGAACUGCUGAGGCGCCAGGAACGGAUACAGGAUGCAAUACGGCACUUGGAGAUGUGCUUGAAGAUCGAAGGUGAGAGGUUCUCGUUCGGGACGUACCUGUGUCUGCUGCGGUGCCACAAAGCGACCGGUAAUGCGCGGAAGGUCCGGACGACGUUGGAGCGGUGUUCGGCGUUCCUGAACCGAUGGAAGGACGAAUUUCAGCGGUACGAUUCGCAGCUGAAGAAUGAACCGAACAGGCACAUGGAGGACAUGAAGAAGGAAUUCGACCUUCACGCGAACUGCAUUCCGCAAGAGAUGUACAACGAUAAGUGUUUUAGGGUUGAACCUGCCGUGCAGGACGAUUACGUCGAGGAGAUUGAUUUUGAGCCAUUUAUGGGGUUUACGACGGAUAAGAAAAUUUGCGGUGCUUCCAGUGCUUGUAGUUUGGAUAUCGAAGACAAAGCUCGUGAACUGGUGGCCAAUACGGACAUUCCGGAAGGUUCAAUCGUACUAGUGGAACGGCCGCUAGCUUUCCAUCUGGAGUUUUCCAAAGUACAAUGCUACACCUGUCACGUCGUUCAGCCUCACGUUAUUCCCUGCUUCCACUGCCAAGGAGUGUUCUACUGUUCCUAUCAGUGCCAGCGGCGAGACGCUGGCUACCACCGGUACGAAUGCCUCGGCCAUCAGCUACUCUUCUUUCCUCUAGUCAACGGUAAUCUGGAAAUGCGGAUGCUGAUCCGUACCCUCAAUACUCUGAAACGAGUAAUGGCUGUGAAAUCGUCCUCCAACUACGAAGGUCCCCGGACGGCGAAUGAAUUGUUCGAAGUGCUCCUGGAAGGUCGGGAAGCGUUUGCGGAUCUGUUCAAUGCUCUGCUCGUUGAGCUGGACUACGACAGCUUUCGGCCGGAGGAUUUCGACGCGCUCAUGAUCAAAACCGAAAAAUUGCUCAGUUAUAUUAAGUUUGAUCGGAAGAUCAAGUCACUAUUCUUCGCCCAGUGGAAGCAAUUUGACGACCGCCAGUUCGACAUCUUCGUGGGAGGCUUACUGUUACACUUUUGCACCUUAACGAUGACCAAAGUACACCGACUGUCGUUCGACAUUCCGGCGACGGAGGAAUUUGUCGGAAGAAUCGAGGAUUUUGUUACGAUCGGAGAUGACGAGCGGAAGGAACCGCUCAAGAAAAUCAUCCUGGACGCUUUGGAGCGGUACGGUAAUGAGGCUUCCAGUAUUCUGCGAGCAUCGAUGAACACCGACAUGCUACGAGAAGGCGUCCUCCAACAUCUGGAAGUUCUUCGGGGCGAAUUUGAAGACAGCAAAAAUUCCAAUGAAGAACCAGCGUCCGACGACGACGACUCUGCCACCCGGUUGUGGACCCGUUCGAACGUCAAACGGCUAUGGCAAUCGUGUCUGGAUGGGGCGGGAAUGAACGCCGUGCAACGGACCACUUUCCUCAAUCACCAACGGGAACGAGCCGAAGAUGUGGUGGACAAAGCACUGCUCCGCUUCUUCGACAGCUACUUCGACUAUUUCGGCGAGAUUCCAAUGUGCAGCAAGAGUCGAUCCUUUCCGAACACACUGCGAACGUUCUACUCGACGGCGAUGAAGUUUAAGCACUCCUGCCAACCGAAUCUGUUCUUUGCCAUGAUUUCCAACGGUUUGUUCGUGGUCCGUGCCCGUUUCAAUAUUAGCAAAGGUGAAAAGCUCACCUUGAAUCACGGUCCGCAUUACAAGAAUGCCUCGCGGGAAAAACGUCGGGACUAUCUGCGGAAAAUCUACAUCAACUGUGAUUGCCUCGAGUGCGGUCAGAUCGAAGAUCACUGGACCCGCUACCAGCGCGUCAAGUGCGAGGAAUGUCUGUUCAAUGCGGAAGCGCCGCACACCUGUCCACAGUGCCUGCAGAUCAGGGAACAGUCCGGGGUGAUGGAACUGCUCAUCCAGCAGCUGCAGAGCAUCGAAGCGAAUCUAUGGCAAAGUCACCUGCCACAGUUGAUCCCCCUGUCGGCGCUGGGCCGAACGGCCGGAGGUCUACAAACGGCAACGGCUUCCGGCAAGCGUAAGGUCGAGUUGCUCAUGUUCUUCGAACGGAUAUGGCUGAUGGUGUUCGUGGAUGCAACCAACGUUCCGCUGUACAGCAACCUGAAGGAGCAGCUUUCGUGCUUUGCAGACGAAGUUAUUAUCGACUCCAUCGACGGUGUGUACGUCCUGCUGCAGCGCUGCAAAGCCAUCAUCGACACCCUGUUCCCGGAGAUGAGCGUUACCUUGGCCAUCGAGUACGAGCUGAUUGUGCGCCGGGUCGUCAAGUACAUGCUCCCGGCCAACAUUCAUUUUUUCAGAUUCCUCGGGCUGGACAUGCGCCAGGUGCAUCGGACGAUCGAUCUGUCCCGAUCGAUGAUAAGGCACGCCUUCGUAAUACUGGAGGGGCAUUUUCUGUACGACGAUGAGAGCUACCGGAAGCUCAUGGUGGUGGAAGACCGACUGAGGACGCUCGAGAAUAACAUCCGGGCAACGGAAGCCCAUGACGAGAGUGAGCUGUUCCUAACGUUGAUAGGAGCGCUGAAACAGACCAAGGACCCCGGUGAUGAUAAGCAGAAGAUGAUGCGUUUGAAACGACCUUCCCGAGAGGCACCGAAGAAGCAAUCGGACGAAACGCAACAUAUCGUCGAUCUGAAGCACGCCAGCCAGCAAACGAAGAAAAUCUCGCUGCCGAAUGGCGGCGACAGUAGUUAUGUUAGUCGAGACAGUGCCAAAACUGAAUAUAUCAAUAGUCCCACUGAAGGGGAAGUGAAUGGCAGCGUUGGCGAUGACUUGCAGCUCAAGACGGACAAGUCAACGAAACGCAAAGAAACCGGAGCCAUCCCGAAACCCAGUCGCACAACCAAACACCAUCGGAAGGUCUGAGGUGCCUUUCCGUUUCAAGUAUCCGGACUACCGUGUAAAUAUUUGUAGGAGGAAGCAGCUUUGGGUGCUGGUCUUCGAUCGAAAGGAUAUACGAAUUCCUUCGAUGACGGUUCAUUUAGUUUGCCGUUACUUUAUGCGCUCGAAUUUUACAAAAUUGUUUUGCGUACUGCAGUUUUACGCGUGAUUAUGAUUAGCCAAGUCAAAGACAAACGGGAUUCGCUAAUCUACUGUAGUUGAAUAUUAUGGAAAAGGACAAGAAGGGAGAAUGAUGUGUACAAAUCGAUCGAACCGCUUCUACGUAUGUAGCCAGGAGAAGGGUAUGUACAUUUUAAAAAUCAACGGUGGACCCAAAUAUGCGAGUAAGUACGAGCGAGUCGUCGACAUAGUUUUAAGGGUUAAUUUCGAAAUGCUGUCAAUGAUUCGAACAUCGCGCAGGUAGAAUUCGAUUGCUACCUAAGAAAAGCGAAAAGACAUCAGGACAUUUUCGGUUUUAAAUUUAGUUGUAUUAUGAUGCUUAAUGAAGAUAUACUUAAACAGCCAUACGCCAAACCAACGAAUAGUUCUAGAGUAGCAAAUAAAUGACAACUUGUUUCUGUACUGUAUAUGUCUAUUUAAACUACACACUAAUUGUUUGCUUGACAAAAGCUUAAGUUUAUGUUGAUCUUUAAUGUUCGGCUUUGACAGCUCUCCGCAGAAUAGUUUCGAGUCGAAUUUAAUUCUAGUCAAUUACCGUUGAAAGGAUUUAAUCGUUGGUUUAGCCUGUAAUCAUGUUAAAAUAUAAUGUUUAUCAAAACGAACAACUAGGUUAAAGGUUGCAAAACUGAACAGGUUUAGUUGCAAAUGGGAAGCGGUGAAGUUCGAGUUGGAAUAAGCGACGAAGAAUGCACUUUUGAGAUGCUUAGACCAUCCACACCCGCAAAGCUAUUUUAGCAACCGCACCGGAGGUUGCUAUUUAAGUGCGGGAAAUAACAAUCUGCCUCUCGGUGACCACAUUUGGCAGCGCGGUAGCAACCGACCCAAGCUAGCUAUUUGUGAAAUGUCAUUUUGGUUUUGUUUAAAAAUCACUUGCAAUAUAAUAAGUUUCAAUCUGGGACUUGUCCUCCGUAAAAGAUCCGGACCUUCCGUAAAAGUUGUCAAUGCGUAAAAAAUAUCCUAGGGACAAUCCAUAAAUGACAUAGCAUAUUCAUGAGCAGCUUUAGACACCCCACUUACCCCUUCGUAUCGUAAUUUGCAGUACCUACAUAAUGCAUGGCCGGCCUCAACUUUUGCAGACCCCCCUCUCCUAAAAUGCUACGUUAUUUAUGGAUUGUCUCCUAGAGUUCCCGGUUUAUUUUAAAUCACUUGUUCUGAUGCUACAUGUAUGAAUUAGGAUCUCGGACUGGCCCGAAGUUUAUAUGGGAAUUACUUCCUCACAAUUCAACAAACAAUUUGAGCUGAAUAAGCUAUUUUUAAGUAUCCAAUGAGACUUGAUGAUGGUCAGUUAUUGCCUGAUGUAUAUGUGAUUUCCAGGGAGAGCAGUCGUUCGA
Molecule: messenger RNA, 5021 nt
Organism: Ochlerotatus camptorhynchus
Lineage: Eukaryota; Metazoa; Arthropoda; Insecta; Diptera; Culicidae
Exons: 7
Coding region: 292-3495 (1067 amino acids)
Cellular component (GO): nucleus; cytoplasm
Molecular function (GO): histone deacetylase binding
Source: RefSeq, a predicted model, not a curated record